UUAUCUUUUGCUGUUUGGUGUUUGUUUGUUUAAUAAUGGCGCUUUUAAUAGAAAACCAGUUCUCUGAGCUCUCAAAUACCAAAGAGGUGUCUACAAAAGCGUUUUUGGAAUCGGUAUCUCAUCUUCCGCCUUUUUUCGACUGUCUCGGAUCCAAAAUAUUUGCACCUAUCAAAGCAGACAUUACCGGAAACAUCACAAAAAUCAAAGCUGUGUACGAUUCUGACCCAGCAAAGUAUGAGACGCUACAGAAGUUCCUGGAGGUAGAGAAGAGCACAUAUGGGUCCGAAUGGCCUAAAGUAGGCGCAACGCUGGCUCUUAUGUGGUUAAAAAGAGGUCUGCGUUUCAUUCAGAUCCUUCUUCAGAGUCUGGCAGAUGGAGACCGAGAUGAGAAUAAUCCCAAUCUGAUUCGAGUCAAUAUCACUAAAGCCUACGAUCAAGCCCUGAAGAGAUACCACGGCUGGAUAGUGCAGCAAAUUUUCAAGGCUGCUCUUUUGGCUUUACCAUACAGGUCAGCCUUCCUGAAGGCCCUGUCUAAAGGUCAGGAGGUCUCUGAUGAAGAGUGCCUUGCAAAAGUUCGGCAGUUCUUGGUGAACUUUACAGCCACCGUGGAUGCUAUUUAUGAGAUGUAUACAGAGAUGAAUGCCGAGUUAGACUACAUCGUUUGAAGUUCUGCACUGUGUGCAGUUUGGGUUCAGCCCUGCUGUGUCCUUCUCAGGUCAGAUAGUGUUCCACUGAAAUUAACAAUGCAAGUCUCAUUUUAUUUUAAUAAUAAUAUUGGUUUUGCGGUGAGAUGAUGUCAGAGCUUAGGCUAUGCAAAAACCUGAAGUGCAUUAUAUAUUCUUAAAGGGUCAUAUGAACUUCCUGUGAUGUGAAUGUGAUAUUUUACCAACAAAUGCUGUGUUUUUUUUUUUUAGCUUUUCUAUUAGGGAUGUUGCACCCAGUGUAACAAAACACGAUUGUGCUGCUGAAUUGUAGUCUGUAUAACGAACACUAUUGCAUGGUAGAAGAGUUUGUACUGGAAUCCAUUCCAGCUAGUAGUUAGUGGUGGCAGACUUGUAACAUGUGCAGUGUGUGUGUGUGUGUGUUUGAAAGACUGCUUAGGAUUGGUCAGAGAUGGCUUUUUUCUACUGUGUGGUACCUUAUAAUAUGGUAUGUUUUUAAAUCCAUGGUUCAACAUUUAGUAAAUGUUUUUAAGUAACCCAUACUGUACGUAAGUUCCUGUGCUGGAUUUGGUUACCAUACUUGAUCAAAAACUAUGCAUACUGGAGAAGGCUGUAUGGCUGGAGAAAGAAACAAAGAAACAUUACAGAGCAUUGAUUGGCCAACUGCAAUCGUCACAGAAUUGCCAGUGGAGCGAACCAAAAGAACAAUUGUUUGGUAUUAUGACAAUUAAUGUUCAGCAAUCUUGUCCUACUUUUAUGAGUACCUUUGAGCAAUCAGAAGCAGACAAUAGCACCUCAGGUACGGCACAGACGUUUUUGGAUUUGGAUACACACCAUAUUGUACUGUGGGGUACCAUGCAAUGUUAAAGAAGCAUAA
Molecule: messenger RNA, 1539 nt
Organism: Trichomycterus rosablanca
Lineage: Eukaryota; Metazoa; Chordata; Actinopteri; Siluriformes; Trichomycteridae
Gene: gltpb
Product: glycolipid transfer protein b
Exons: 5
Coding region: 36-665 (209 amino acids)
Biological process (GO): ER to Golgi ceramide transport; intermembrane lipid transfer
Cellular component (GO): cytoplasm
Molecular function (GO): lipid transfer activity
Source: RefSeq, a predicted model, not a curated record